AUGACAUUAUCUUAUCGGCUUAUUCCGGAAAGAACUGCCGACGGUGUGUACGUAGCUAAAGUUGGCUUCCGUCCACCGUUUGUGACCGAUGAGGGAGGCUCGAUCAAUCUCAAUGUCACCUACGAGUACUGCCCUCCGGAGGAAGAUGGCCGACGCCCCCGAGGUUACAGCGAACACUAUAACACUAAUGAUGCUGACGAUUCGGAGAAGCAGACGGAGAGAGAGGACACAAUGAAGGGCGCCGGAGACGAGAAUGAUGACCAGGAAGCGGAUGCUGCGUAAGUAGUGAAAUCGUGCCGACAUCCAAAGAGGAAAAGCCAGCUAAUAUAUGCCUCAUUUGUUCGGAAGUUUCUUGUUAUUUUGGGUGAAUCAGACAAGCCGAUUUACAGACCUGGCGAGAACAUUCGCUUUCGCUUCAUUGCCCUUAAUUCACGUCAACUUCAACCAACUACUGAAGAGUCAAAGUGGCCUAAAUUUCGAGUUGAUCGACAGGAUUACUUUGAUCCCAAAUUCGUCGAAGUCGCAGAAGACGAGAGACAUCAACGUCAAGCAUCUCCACAAUUUGAUGUGAUCUACGUAGAAGAUCCGAGUGGAAAUCGAGUGAAGGAGUGGAGACAUGUCUCGCAGAUGACGGCAUUGAAUUUGUCCUUUUCUCUGCUGUCCGAUGCAUCCGAAGGCGUUUUGCUUCUCGUGGCCAAGGUUUUCACCAGCAGUCAAACUCUGUAAGUUGAUGUGAAAAAUUACGCUCUUCCACGUUUUCUAGCUUCCAUUCAGGUCCCAAAGGAGGUGGACAUCAACGCUGAGAAGACACACUUUAACGUCGGUGCAAGUUACACCAACGGAAAUUCCUUCCAGGGACAUUACGAUGCUCAGAUCUGCGUCUGUUCUGGAAUGGAAUUAAGACGGCAGCAGCAGAGCCUGGGCGUUCCGUUUGAUAAUGAUAUGUGCCCGUCUGGCCCCUAUUCGAGAAGGCCUGCAAGUCAGUGUCUUCGUGUUGCUGGCAGCCUUUCCGGUACACCUGAGAAGGGCGGGUGUGCACGUGGGAGAGCCAACGUGAAAUCCUUGAUGCAACAGGCUGGAGGGAGGUAUGGUUGGGGGAGCCAAGUGGUCGGUUUCAUCGUCACUAUCACUGAGGCGGAUACGAGGUCGGCGGUGAUACAGUUCGGUCAGGCUGAAAUUCGUCGUUUUCGCGCCCGCAAACUGAGUCUAGAAAUAGAUCGUGCUUAUCAUCCAGGUUUGCCCAUUUACGGCAGGGUGCGUCUGAAUGAAAUGAAUACUGUUGCAAUGGGUUCUCCAACGAGAGUCAACCUAAGGAUUUCUGAAAUACUCAAUCACUGUGGCACCUGGUAUGGAGGUGGGGACAGUUUCAAUCCGGACAUAUAUUCCAGACAAUUGACGCUGAAUUCCGAUGGUGUUGCUUCUUUUAUUCUGCCGCCAGUAAAUAGUCGAAGAGAACUUCAGGUAAAAGUGGCCUUACUACGUGACGAAACAAUUUCUGCCACCGCCGCCACCAUUACCCCGUCUACCACCAUUACCACCGCUACCACCACUGCCACUCCUAAUACCGCCGCCGACACCAAUAACACCGCCACCACCACCCCCGCCACUAACACACCCCCACCACCCCCUCAACACAUAAUCCCUCCGUUUUGGCAGCCCCACGAGAGUCAUGCGGAAGUAUAUACGUCUGAAUCGUUGAGACGCUGGAGAUCACUGGGUAGUCUGGCCCUCAAAGUAAGAAGUAUAAACGGUGACUCACCGGUGCACUGCCCUGGAAGCCUAAAUCUUACUAUCAUGGCUAGUGCACCCCUGGCAGGGAAGACACUCUUCCUUGAGUACCUCUCGCGUGGUGUGCCGACACAGCGGUCCGCAGUUCUGCAAUCUGCGAGUUCGAGCUACGCCUGCCUCAACGAGGACAGCGAUCUGGGACACUACACCUGUAAUGCCGGCUUCAAGCCAGGAGAAGUGGGCGAGAUCAGCUGUCUGCGGGGUUGGACUGGUGAGAACUGUCUGACACGCUGCGACAGGGAUGGCUUCUGA
Molecule: messenger RNA, 2040 nt
Organism: Spirometra erinaceieuropaei
Lineage: Eukaryota; Metazoa; Platyhelminthes; Cestoda; Diphyllobothriidea; Diphyllobothriidae
Source: the annotation of a GenBank genome assembly